This is a messenger RNA of Thunnus maccoyii (southern bluefin tuna), 1433 nucleotides long. It is a transcript of the gene dusp28, whose product is annotated as dual specificity phosphatase 28. Lineage: Eukaryota; Metazoa; Chordata; Actinopteri; Scombriformes; Scombridae. The record is from RefSeq and is a predicted model, not a curated record. The transcript has 3 exons. Gene Ontology annotation, biological process: protein dephosphorylation. The coding region runs from base 425 to 877 and encodes 150 amino acids. Gene Ontology annotation, cellular component: cytoplasm. Gene Ontology annotation, molecular function: MAP kinase tyrosine/serine/threonine phosphatase activity.
UUUAAUAAUCAUGCUGUUUGUUGAUGCUCUUUUCCUAAAACUGUCUUUAAUCUUUUACCUGCCAGUCAUGAAUCUGAGCUGCACUAGGACCCAGAGCAGAGCGGUGCAGCUGUCACAGUCCGUGCAGUAAAUAUAGCAACAGCAGCGUGUUGAUCUGAGCACUUCAGGGUCAUGAGGAGACCUGAACUGCUCGGUUCAGUCUGAAACCUCCGUCCUCCGUCUGCAGGAUCCAACGAGAAACACUUUGCUGUAAUAACCACAGAGAGAGAACAUCAUCCUCAUCUUCAUCAUCACCAGCAGCAGCAGCGGCGGCAGCAGCAGCCUGAAGAUCAGCUGACUGCUGGAUGUGAGGGCGUCCUUGGCAGCAGUUCCCUGUGAGCCUCAGUGACUGAGUAAGGAAGCCUGUGAGGGUCAGUUCUCCAGGAUGCUGCAGCUGUGUAAAGUCACCAGCGCUCUGUUCAUCAGCAACGCUCGCUCAGCCUGCAGCGAUGAGCUCAUCCAGCAGGAGGCGGUGACGCUCUGCAUCAACGUGUCCAAGCAGCAGCCGUUUCCCUCCUCCUCCGGCGUCACCAAGCUGCAGAUCCCCGUCUACGACGACCCAAACGAGGACCUGUACAGCCACUUCGACCGCUGCGCCGACGCCAUCCAGAAGGAGGCGAAGCGUGGCGGACGCAGCGUCGUCUACUGCAAGAACGGCCGCAGCCGCUCGGCCACCGUCUGCAUCGCUUACCUGAUGAAGCACCGCAAACUGACGCUGACAGACGCUGUACAGAGAGUGAAGACGGCUCGUCAUGUGAUCGAUCCGAACCCCGGCUUCAUGUCUCAGCUGCAGAGAUACGAACAGGAGCUGAAGAAGAGACGAGGAGAAGCCGACUGACCGACAGAGACAGAGAGAGAGAGUGUCGAUGUGAAAACAGCCAACAGGUGAACUCACACUGGAGUCUCUCCCCUCUGUGCACCUUCACUGUAUGUUAAUCUGUUAACAUUUGUCUCUACAGCAUCACAUCUCCAGUUAGUUUUCACCUGAAUCCUGUUUUCUCAUCUCAUAUUAUAUUUUCUGACUUUGACGCAAAGGUAAGAAUAUUAAAAGCAGGAUCAAUAUAAAUAUGGAAGUGAACAGAAACGUCUCCAGCAGACAUUAAGGUCUUAAUAUUUACUUAUUUUACUGUGAAGAUUUUGAAAAGAAGAUGUGAUGAGUCUCCGAGACUCAGAGAAACAGAAAAAUGUAUAAUAACUUAAUUUGUAUAUCGCUUUUCUUAACAUAGUCACAAAGUGCUUAAACAAAGAACAUGAGGCAGUUAGGUAGAAUAAUGCAGCGUAGAGUAAAACUGGAUAAAUGAGAUCAAAUAAAAACAGUGUCCAGAAGAUAUGAAAGAUAAUAAGUAGACAUUUAAAAGAAAAUACAGAAAACAUUCAUUUUAAAGCUCCAUUCA